Messenger RNA from Suillus clintonianus, 1297 nucleotides. RefSeq lists its product as uncharacterized. The record is from RefSeq and is a predicted model, not a curated record. NCBI's taxonomy places the organism in Eukaryota, Fungi, Basidiomycota, Agaricomycetes, Boletales, Suillaceae. The transcript has 13 exons. The coding region runs from base 187 to 1128 and encodes 313 amino acids.
GUACGCAGUCAGUACUACCAUGAUCAUCAAUCAACUCAUGACGUUAUCCGCGUGUGUAACUCUCAUACAUACUACACUCGACAGAUCUAGAUGACGUCGGUUCGAGAAGGAACGUUAACAGGGUCUUACGCCUGAUAUAUAGUACUCCAUUCUCAACGCCGUUUUUCUGUUGUAUUCUUCAUCGUAAUGGAGGCUAAUUAUGAAACGCAGCAGAUGUCCAUGAAUUUCAAGCUGUACGCCGUUCUCGUGGCAAACAGUAUCCUGAUGUACGACCAUAUCAUGACCCUCACAGAAGAAAUCGCUUUCAUUUGGUGUCGUCCGAAAGCACUCUCUUCAAUCUUAUUUCUGCUCAAUCGCUAUGUUGCUUUGCUCGGCAAUAUAUAUGCCUCGUUAUUUUAUUUCCUCCAUAUUUCAAGUUCGAGGUUUAAACUCUGGUUCUUGGCUGUCGGUUUGUUUUGCUCAACAAAAUUCCAGCUGUCCGAAAUAUUUGCUAUACAGGAAACUGUUCAUUUUUGUCAACAAAUCUUUAUUUGCCUCAUAUUGACCCUUCGCACUUAUGCUCUCUACGGCCGUAGCCAGUCCCUCCUUACUUGGAUGAUAAUCAUCGUCCUUGCUCUUGCGGGAUUAACUUUUGCGGGAACUUUUGGGCACUAUCCAAGCACUGCGAACUUCUUGGCAGGAGUUUACUGCUAUGAAUCAUAUACAGAAACAGUUAUUCCCCAUGGGAUGACAUGGAUGGCCCUGUGUUUCUACGAAUCACUCAUCUUUGUCCUCACAGUGUCCAGGAUAUGCAAAACUAGAGGAUUGAUGCGGUUAUCUCUGGUAAUGUCAAGGAGAAAUAUAAUUGAUAUUAUAUUUCAAGAUGGUGCAAUGUAUUUUGCUGCGAUAACAUUGAUUAAUCUACCCAACAUCCUAACGUACUACUGUGGUCCGGAUAUCGCUAGAGGCAGUCUGGCUACAUUUACUAACUGCAUGUCCGUGACUCUUGUCUCUCGGCUGGUGCUUAACCUUCACAAAUCUAUCGACACUGGUAUUCUCCCCAUCUUCAUCCAGGAUGAUGACCACGGUUCUGCUGUCCUCACCACCAGGGUCAACGUACAGUCCGCGAUUUCCUCUCACUAUUGCUAGGUUAAUAUCAUGUUUAUGUUUCUGGAUGCGGAUAUUCUUAUCGGAACUGGAAAGUGUUAAUGAAUGUUAGGGGAGUGCCCAGAUCUGCAGAGACGGAACCGCGUCCAUUCGAUCGCGCAUUUGAAACAGUAAGAUGGACACCGUCAGAUGGCGCUAGGAGCUGUGGGAA